AUGAUUCAGCGAUCAGAAGUUGUGGAUAAUCUGCAGGAAGUCAAGUCGCCUAUCUCCACCGCUUCUUCUAGCAAUAUGGUAUGUUCUUCAAAGUAUUUUUACAUUAUUGGUAUUGGUUAAAGAUUAGAUUUGAGGUUUAUUAUUUGGUAAUUUGAUAGCUUUCUUUACAGUGUUCUCCAGCACAUUCACCAUCUACAUUAAGUUCACCUGAUGAUUCGGUAGACGAAAAGACUAGCAUAGAACACAGCUUUUCGACCGGUCGAUAUGAUAUUACAUCUAUUUUGGCAGGGAACAAAAAACAUGAUAGGUAAGUUUACCUUUCUUUGUUUAUAUCUUCUUUUUGACAUAACAUCUUAUUAGCAUACUUUUGUAUAGUACAUAGCUUUUGCCUUCACUAUACAUCCAUCAUUUUUAACCAUAUAUUUUUUGAAUAGUACAUUGCCUCUACCUUUAUUAUAUUUACUGUAUAGUACAUUAUCUUUACCGCGUUAUGCUAUACUGUAAUAAUCUUAAAUUUUACUAUCUUCUUUAAUCUACAAUUGAAGCAACUGUAUUCACUAACCCAUAGAACAACAUCCCUAUACUUACACAUGUGAAACUCAUUAAAAACUCAGUAAAAAGGCAUGUUUCGUAAUGUAAUACGACUGUGCACCUCGUACUUGUGAUGUUUAUGUUUCUUUGUUGAACUCGAAUUGCCAAAGUAAUGUUGAUUAUUAGGAACAGCUGAAACUGCAUUUACAACAAAUUGACUUUUACAUUAAUGUGGAAAGUAUUUAAAUACUGCAUAAAUUGAUUAGGUGUAUAUAUACGUGGAAACACGUUAAUGUAUGUAUGUAUUUGUAAAAGUAGAGAAAGUUUUGUUAAUUAAGUUAUAGUACUUUGUAUUUUAUAACUAAAUUAAAAGUUAAAAAAAUAUAAAAUUAUGUUACAGUAGUUAAAAAAUGCUAUACAGUAAGCCAAAACACUUUACAGUAAUACAAAUUUUAUGGUCAGUAGUACUAUAUUUUUUAGCUUUAGUAGUACUGAAAUGACUAAAUCUUGACUUUACAGUACCAACUUUUAAUUUUUGCAGUACUACCGAAUACGUACAGUAAACACAAUUGUAAUAUACGAUUGUCUUCAGCUGUUUCUCUUACUGCUCAAUUUAGUAAUACGAUUUGCAAACAAAGCAUAUGUUACUAUUAUGCGAAUUCACACCAUUAAAUUGUUAUUAAUAUAGCCGGAAAUAUGUGGCCAAGAAACGUUUAAUUAGGGCUGGGAACGUUGCUACAUCGAGGGUGGUUAUGGGUAGAACUACUCCUUUACUUGCAAUCACUAUAUCUUUUAAAGAUCUUACGUAGGUUAUGGGGGGGGGGAGUAGGGUUGGACAUUUACCGGUAAAUUGAUUUUUCGGUAAAAAUUUUACCGGUUUUUACCGGUAAAUUUACCGGAUUAUUAUUUGAUAUUUAAAAACUUUAAAAUGUCAUUAAAACGUGUAAUAAACGUUUUAAAACAACAAAAACAAUAAAAUAGUAAGUAUUUCACUCUUUUACUCUAAAAAACAACUUAUAAGUCCAAUAGCUCUGUCCACUUCUUUUUCCCUACCGGUAUAUGUUAUGUUGACGUAGCUAGUCAUAGAUGAUUGGAUGACCAUUGUCCAGUAGACUCUGCUUGGUUCGAUGGAAUCUUUUGUUUUCCGCAUUUUUGCUCAUACAAUUGCACGACCUGUUCUUGAUCAUUUGAAGAUAUCUUAGUGCAAUUGUUUCGCUAAAUAAUCACACACCUAUACGUAAAGUAUCAAAAAUCAACAAGAAAUCCUAAAAAUCGAAUUUUCCGUCCUUGUGAGUUGUUGGCAGAAGAUGUUGCUACAGUCUUGUAAGGUUACUGACGUAUUUUGCACCACAAUAAUUGCAAAAGUAGUCAUUAUUUGUUCUUUUGUAAUGGUCUGUGAUAUUUUUCAACAUAUUUCGUCAAAAUAUUGCUAAUUUUCCAAAACAAAAACAAAUUUUGAAACAAAAAUAAUUUUCGUGCUAGGACACAAAACACUUUUUUACCGGUAAAAAACCGAAAUUUUCGGUAAAUUACCGGUAAAAUUACCGGUAAAUUUACAUUUACCGGUAAAUGUCUAACCCUAGGGGGGAGUCAUAAAAUAGUGCCAAUACUGACCCCUCUUGCUUACCGAACAUUUAAGUAUUUUGUCGCUUUUAACGGAAAUAAUUAGCGGCGAUUUCGGCGACAUCUAGAUAUUAUAUUAGAGUAGUUAUGUUUAUUGCCGCGUUUUGUUUUCACCGCUGAAAUACGCGCGAUAAAAGGACACGAUUUAAUGACAUUGUGUCAUCAGUUUAUGACUUUGCAAGGUGGGACAUAAUGUCGAUUAUGUAUUUUUAAAUGAACAUAGACGCUACAUAAGAAGCAGCAUUCUCUUUAGGGCGGGGGAAGGGAGGGGGGAUUCUUUGUGUUUACAUGCUAGACUAAGUUGCCAUUAUUCAAUAAAACUGUAAUAUUUACAGUAUUUUCCUAGGUAUUACCAUGAAAUUUAUAAAAACGAUAGACACAUACUUUCUAUCACAACAUGUUAUAUACUAUAACAUAUAACACCAUACUCAAUGCACUUCUACAGUACGAGAUUAGCUACAUAGUAUUAACCUGCAGUUAUUAUUACUUUGUAAUUAGUAAUAUAUUAUACAUAUUGUACUUGCUUUUGGGUCAUUGGGUUUAAGUAGUACAGUAAUUGUUAAUAUUGUCGGCACUUUUUGUUUAUCACAUACCUAAAAGUGCCUUAUUUAAGCGAAUAUUAUCACGAUUAUUCGACUGUGAGAGUAAUUUUUGCAUUGUAAAACACUUUGUGUAUGGUGAGGUUUUGGUGAUCUGCAGUAGGUAUUGUUGGGUAUUGUAGUUAAAGGUAUUUAGUCAAAAGGACGUAGGAGAGACGGAAAAAUAUGAAUUUUUAGGUAAAAAAUCAACAAAAAAAGCUUUGAUAUAACGUACAAUAGAAAUUUUUUUAAAUUUACUAGUGUAAAUACUUUGAAGUUGACUUUUGCUAAAUAGUAAUGUAGUUCUAGACCAUAACAGUUGCUUUUUGUACGUUUUCCUUAAUCUUUGUUGUUAUCUUUUUAACUUACGACAAUGUAUAUGUUUACAUCCAUCAUAGCACUGUCUAUUUUUACAUCUUUUGCUUUUGACAUUCUAAACAUUGAAACCGCUUCUUAACCUCCCACACAAGCUUCUGCUGCCAACGUCAGUCUCUACAGUACCACUUACUUGCACAACAUUUAACAAAGCUGUUGUAAACCUUAUUAUCUCAUGACACAUUAUCUUCCACUCUGUUCGCUCAGAGUAGAUAAUAUUUCUUGCCAUGUUACUUUUUACCAUAACAUGGCUUACUAUGUUUGUCACAGUAGGCCUUGAUACAUUAUUUUUUGUUAUAUUUAGGUAUAUACAUUAUUUUUCAUUAUCUUUCACUCUAUACUUAUCUUUUGUCACAUUACCCAUUGGUGCAUUAGCUUUUACCAAAAUAUCCCCCUCAAUAUCCUGAAAUAACAAUUUAAUGCCAUCUUCAGCCAAUCAACGCCCGACUCCGCCCACUUUUCCCAAACCAACGGCCGCCAAAUUGGGGGCGGGGCAUCGGAGCAAGAAAAAGUAAGUUUAUGACAACAUCACUUUAUGAAUAAAUUGUUUUUGCAUUAUUUUCGGCAUGUUUAUGGUGCAUACUGUAAUUGAGUGUAGCUGGGGGUUAGAAGUUUUCGAAAUUCGGGUUGAUUCGAAGAAAAAUAGGUAACAAGUUGAAGUUUUAAGCUGCUGUUCGAGAUUUAAGUUAAUUUUAACAUUUUAUAGGGGUUUUUAAAGGCUGUAAGGUAGAAGAUUUUUAAUGAUAUUAUUGGUUUUUAUGACCUUUUUUGAUAUUUUUUGAAAUUUUAAAUUUUAAACUCUAUAACAAUACCUAACCCUUCAAACUUCAGAAAUUGCGCAAACGCAGCGGCCUCGACCAUUUACUGGACGAUAAACUGGCCAAACGGCCCAAAAUUGAUCGACCGGUCGAUUUGUCGUCGAAAGAAUCGGAAGACUCGCCCGAUCGUGUGACGUUGGCCGAGAAACUUCAGCCUAAGUUAUCGACCAGUGCCGGCGGUCAAUCCCUGACGGACCUCAUGACCGUCAUGGCCACCAUGUUUCAAGGCGCUGCCGCCAGCUCGGAGAACGCUCAGGAGCCGGCUAGUCCACAGGCGUUUAUGUUCCCGCCCAGUCUGCCUAACAUUACCAGUCCGGCUGAGUUGCAGCAGUUUCAGGUGAGUUGAAAUUUUAAAAUUUGAUAAAAUUUAGAAAAUUUUUAAAAAUGAAUUUUACAUUAUAGUACUCCUUCAAGGCUUUAAUUUUCAACUUAAAAAUGAAAUCUUUUAGGCCUUAUACCUAAACUACUUGAAUACCAUGAUGUCUCCGAUGCGAUUCCCUGGUGCUUCACCGUUUGCCGCUACACCAACUUCAAGUUCAGAUGAUAGUGGUAGGUUUUACUUUAACUUUUACAAUGUUAACAUGACAAAGUGAUGGUAUACUAUGUUUAGUAUUACUAUCCUUAGUUUACGUAUCAUCUUAUAUUAAAAAGGGUACGGUAUAUUGAAUUAUAAUGGUAUGUUUUCUAUAUAUCUUGAAGUAGACGGUACACUUUGUUUUCUGUUAAUCUUACUUUACUUCAUUUUUAAUAGAUUUACUGUAGCUCAGAUAGAAUGUUAAUUCUAUGUAUUUUACAUCACAAUUUCUCAGUAGUAAUCUUUAAACAUCAUAGUAAAUGAAUCGUAUAUUAACCUUGUAGUUUCAUGUAGCAGUACUUACAUUAAAUUGACCUAGUUAGUAUCGUUUGCAAAUUUUUUACUAUUCACCUUGAAUCAUAUUACAAUUUUUUAUAGUAAUUACUGUGGCUAUAUGGAAAAUUACUCUUGCUAUAACAUUUUCUAUAUGAUAUUACUACUUUUGAGCCUUUUGUUAGAGUUUGUAGCUUUGACGUUAUACUACUUUUUGUGUCUUAUAUAUCGCUCUAUUCAUUAUCAGUAAUCAUGCUUGGUAGUGUAGUAAUAGUACACCAAAUUGAGUCAAUUUGUCUUCACAAUACCAUCUAAUAAUUUAUGACAAGCUAACACAACAUCCAUAAGAUAGCUAACACAUUAUUUAGAUAGAUGUCCUAGAUAAUGUAAACUAAUGUUCUACAUAAUGUAACUUAAUAGAUGUUUAUACCACAACAAACUUAGGCAACAAGUCUUACUGUAACUAUUUUCGUUUGACUCGAAUUUCCGCCAAAUCCAGAUAUAAUGGCAGUUAAUUAGGCUACGAUUCAGAUAUUGCGUCGUAUAUCCGAUACGAAUAAAACACAUCUAAUAACGUUUAUUUAAACCGUUUCCGACCCGAAAUUUCGAAAAAGAGAAAAAAUGGAGAAAACUGUGGUGUCAUGUUUUCGUGGUGGGACCCAAACAUAGCAAAAAAGUUGUUUUUAUUGUCAAAACUGAGUUAAACUAUAUUCAAAUCCUUAAAAAAAUUUUAAAAAUUAAAAUUAAAAUUUUUUUUUAUUAAGUUUUAAAAUUUAUGGCCUAUAAUUAUGCGAUAAAACACCCCCAAAUAGCUUCUGUUGUUAAUUUCCCUGAGGCUAUUUACAUAAUUUGUGAGUUCGAAUUUCGUUGGACAUUUUAAUAACCUAAUUAAUUCCAAAAACUUUAAGCCGAUCGUAUUUCGUUCGUAUUAGGGCCCGCAGGCACGAAUAAUUAUGAAAUUGAAUCCAGGAAAUUCGCUCGCAUUUCUGGAAGGAACUUUCUUUACAGCUGUUGCAAUAAACGUAAAGCUUUGAAAACUUUCUUUACAAUAAUGUUUUGUCAAUUUAAAAAAUUUUUUUCAAUUAAAAUUUUGCAAAACUUUGUUUACAAGUCAAUUUUCAAGACAAAGACCAUAUAUUGAGUUAAUUUAUGCAGAAACUUUCUUUACACUUGGACUUUUAAGCAUUCUUAGUAAACGUACAAGCGUACAGUUAUGGUAACGAAUUACUUUACUGUCUCAUUACAUGAAAUUUAAAUAUUAAUUAGUCAAAACAGCUGAAACUGACACUCAAACUUGUUUUAGGGCCAUUAUUCGAGGGAAUUUAAUUGUUUUCUCCAGAUUUUUAGACUUUACAAUCUUACUAUACUAUAUUAUUUAUAGCGCGGGUACGGUACUUCAGGGAUUUUGCAAAUAAUUCUUUCGUGGUGAGACCCAAAAGUUAAAAUGGAUUUUGAAAUAAAAGUAAAAUACAAUUUUGUUCUGGAGUUGGGUACUGAAACAUAGGCUUUUAAGGCUGAUAAAAGGUUAGGAAUGGCAUUGCUUCUUUACAAUAAGCGACAGUGAUAAAAUAUGGCUAUAUUUAUUGUUUUAUAAAACUGACAAAGCUUUUCUACCUUCAGCCAUUGUCUAGUAUAGGUAGGACUAAAUUCGUAGUGACAAGACUAAACAUAAAGCAAAAAGACCUAAAACAAGAUAAGAUUACUGGUCCCGGUCGAAAAGUAGCGGCCAAGAACAAGUGUGCCCUUUGAGAACAUCAGACAACAAACCAUCGGAAAUCACAUAAACGUCGUAUUAUGCAAAUUUGCGCGAAAUUCGAUUCUUAAUUAGGCCGAUAUAAACAAGUGGUCGCGGAAAGAGUGUCCCACUAGGAGAGACACAAUGGAGCCUUUGAUUCUGACACAAACAAUAGAAAAAUUAAAAAUGCAAAGCGUAUUUUAACGACUGCGCGAAAAGCGAGCAAAAUUUUGAAUUUUAAGUUAAUUUAUGGCCUUAAGGAGUUGAAGGGUUACUGUAAAGAUUUGAAAAACUCUACGGAAGUUGAUGGGGUACUGUAUUUCUUGUACAAUAAUAUGUUUAUCUAUAGAUGACAUUUAGAAUUCUACUUUGGCAGCUUAUAUUAGGUUGUUCAAAUAAUUCUGUGCUCCCUUACUUCACCUAAUAUUAAAAAGUUGCUUUGAGAAAGGCACAGAAUUAGUUGAUGAAUCUAAAUAAUUGCUAUGGUAAACUUUAUAUGUACUUUUUUACUUGUCACUUCAUGUUAAAUACCAUUUCAUACCUAAACAUACAUGCACAUUAGUUGACUACUUUGUAGGACUAGGUCAGUUAAUUUACUGUGUUUGUUAUUAUGAAUUUGAGUUAGUUUAUUUUAUUUUGACUCAAAUACGUUCAUUACCAUGCAAUGGCCAUGUCAUUACAGAUUGAGUAGUUGCAAAGUAAAGUAAUGACUUGUGUUACUAUUAUACUAGGAAUUGGUAUGUUCAGGUUAUGUCAUGGUUAACUUAGACUAGGAUUAGAUUUUUGGAUUAAAAAUUGUCUAAAAUUUUAAAAUUUAAUUUUUGAACUUUUAAAAAUAUUUGAAAUGACAAUAUGUAUAUAGAUAGCUUAAUAGUUGACUUUUACAUUGAAAAACUUUCUAAAACCUAUUACAACAUGAGAAGCGCUCACUUUAAUUAUUACAAGCAAUUACUGUUUGAGUAACCUUCAAAUGCUGUAUCCCAUCUGAUCUUCUUUAGUAUAAUAUAAUGUCAGCGCAGUCGGAAGUCGAAAAAUUUGCAUAGACAAGGGGGGGGGGGGGGAAUUAUAAUCAAAAUGGAAUGUUUAGAUAUUCGAUAAACAAACACGACUACUCCCACUGCAUAUGGAACAUUAAUUUCCAAUGUUAUGAGUCGGUUUUGAAACUUAUUCAUGCCGAUUACUGUAGUUUUUUUUGGUUAUGGGGAAGGUAUGGGGAUAUGGGUGGGUAGGAAGGUGAGAAUGGGUGGGAAGGGUAAGUGUUUUAUAAGCUUAGGGGAGGUUUAUUUAGAGGUAAGGGUUGUUUAAUAUUGAUUUUAUAACUGUUUGCUUUUUUUAAAUUUUUAACAUUUUUUACUGUACUUGAUAAAAUACUGUAACAUUUUUAGCAAAAUUAUUACAAGCUUUAUUUAAAACUUAUCUUUGUUUGUGUAUAACAUCACUUUACCGAAACAUUUUUCAGUUUAUUACUUAAACUUUCACCGGGCGUGGGAGGGUGUGGUAUCUUGUAAAAGUUAAAUUUACAUCUGGUUUGCAUUGGUGAUUAACCAUAACUGUAACAUUACUACGAACUCAUGAUAUUACUGUACAUAACAUGUUGAAGAAUACAUUAAACAGUAAUUUAGUUUAAUAAGUUUCGUCUCAAUUUGAUUACUCUUUUUGACAACCUCCAUCAGUUCAUAGACCUCACAACUUCCUACAGUACCUUCCACCUUGACAUUGACCGUCUACUGUGUAUUAACCUCGCCUAUGCUUGACUUUUAUUGAAUUGAGACCGUGUGCUGUUUUUUAAUUUGUUCGCCCGAUUUAUUUUCAAUUCAUUUUGUGCGUGAAAAUCAUUUUUGAUUGGCUAGCUGAAUCAUGCCUCUAGCUGGCGUUUUCCAAUUUCUUUACAUUCCUACUUACUUUCCUGUUCAUGUCAAUUUGGUAUUAGGGGUUUUGUAAUUAUGUGGUUUGGGGGACAUACGAUAAGUAGACAAAGUAUAAGGGGCAUGCGAUUAUAAGUAUAUAUGGAUCUUUGUCUUCAGUAUAUAGGUAUAUAGGGGUCAGUUUGCUUGAUGUGUAGGUACUUAAGGAUCAUUAUGCUUUAUAAUAUACACUGAUAUAUAGAUAUCAGUCUGCCUUAUAUGUAGGUAUGUAAGAAGCAUUAGGCUUAGUAUAUAGAUAUACAAGAGUCAGUAUGUUUUGUAUAUGUAUGUGUGUGUACUUAUAUCAGAACAUAUAAUUUUGAUGACAAAAAUGAAACUUUAGGUAACAACUCUGAGUUUAAAAAGAGAUUUUUACAAUUUUAAAAUUUAAAAUGCUAACGUUACUUUUAAUCAAAACCAUUAUACCCUAAAACAAUAUAACCUGCCCAACCUAAAUGACCUUUCUUACCUCGCCCACCCCUGUAAACCACCUCCUUACCCUCCCGUUGAAUAGUUAAAGCCUUGUGAAUAGAACCGUAUAGAUGGCCGAUUCCCUGCCAUUUGCACAUACAACAAUAGUCAUAUUCCCGUUUUACAAUAUAAUUCCAUUGUUAAGGCUAUAAAGUAAUGAUAUUAACAAUAUUUCGAUUUCAACAUAUUCAACAAGGUGGAAAGGGUUCUGUCCCAAUCCGCUUUACAUUUCGGCAUCGUAUGCUGGAGGAGGAGGGGCAGGGGUGGAUAUGUGGUUGUAGGAUACUUCCUUGUGUUACUGUGAUGUCAUUGUGGUGUGUUGGGUGUAUAUUACAGUCUGAAGUUUGAGUUUUUGGUCGUUUAUACUUGGGUUGGCUAGUAUUAUCUUUCGUCUAACUAUUUUUAAAUUACAGUAACUUUUUUAAAAGUACAGUAAACGUCUUAUAAUUUUUUUUAAAUGACAGUACCUUAUGUAAAGUUACAGUAACUUGUAUAAAAUUACAGUAUCUUGUUUAAAGUUACAGUACACGUUUUAUAAUUAAGCUUUUUUAUUUAAAGUAUAUUUUGUUUAAAAUUACAGUACUCUUUUUCAGCGAGGAUGCUAAACAAUCCGUUCCAACAAGUUCUGGCCAACUUUAUGCCCGGCAGCUUGUCCCCCCCUACAACGGCAGGGUUAUCAGCGACCUCGCCUCACUCCCAGCUGCCAAUGCGGUCUAUGGCCGACAGUAUGAAGCUGUUUGGCUCACACCAUCAGUUGUCGCCCUCUUCAGUACUAAUGAACAAAAAACAAAGUCGACCUACUUUUACUGGGCAGCAAGUAAGUCUUUAGGGUACUGUAGUUUAGUAGUUUUGACAUUUUCGUAAAAUUUAACAGCAAGAAAUGUUCGAAGUUAAAAUCUUUAAGAUUACUGUAAAUAAUCGAUAGUUACUGUUAAAAAAUAUUUUUUGUUUUAAUUGCAGUCUACUCUUUAAAAUUACAGUACUUUUUCUUUCCAGAUCUACGCCCUGGAGCGAAAAUUCGAACAAACAAAGUAUUUGGCAGGGACAGAGCGAGCUGAACUGGCUCGGGAACUGAACAUGAGUGAAAGUCAAGUCAAGGUAAGCUAUAAUAUUACCAAACCCUCUAACUUUUUUGCGAGUUUUAUAUAUUUUUUGACUUACAAUAGCUUUAAUGUUACAGUACAUUUUACUAUAAAAUCUUAUACAUAGAGACUCAGGUAUUAAAAAACUAAAUGCGGUUACCUCUGCGAUCCUCCAUGUAAGGUCAUAAAAUUAUGUUGGGAUUAAUCGAAAAGUAAUCGCGGUUCAAAGCGAAAAGGCGGUAACCAAUCAAAGCGGUCUUGUUUUUAUUACCACGGUAUUAUAACAGGGUCGGAAUUGAUCGAUUAGGUUGGGAAUGUUGUUAUUGCUAAAUACAUACAAGGUUUUACUGUGAAGCUGAGGGUAUAAACAGUUUACUGUAAAUUUGAAGGUAUUGAAGUAAUUGAAAUCAAAUUUUAAAAAAAACUAAGAAAGUUCAAAGAUUUACCCUGCCCAUAACCUUACCCAUGCCACUUGUUUUCAGGUCUGGUUCCAGAACCGACGCACCAAAUGGCGCAAGAAGGAAGCGGCCGACCAUGCCAUGAGCAAGAAGGAGAAGUCGGAAGAGCCCCAGCUCGACUUCUCCGCUCCCCACCAGUCUCCCCCCGCCCUCAGCAGUAUGUUCAACCCAGCCAGCUUUGCGAACGCCAACUUCAACAGUCUGGAGAUGAUGACACAGCUACAGAACAUACUACAACAACAACACAACUUCCCACAGAAGGACUCCCCGGAUUCUGAAUCUCGGGAUCCGUCGGCUAGCCCUCCGGAACUGUAA
This is a messenger RNA of Bursaphelenchus okinawaensis, 10737 nucleotides long. NCBI's taxonomy places the organism in Eukaryota, Metazoa, Nematoda, Chromadorea, Rhabditida, Aphelenchoididae. The record is from the annotation of a GenBank genome assembly.